Messenger RNA from Clonostachys rhizophaga, 1095 nucleotides. The record is from the annotation of a GenBank genome assembly. Lineage: Eukaryota; Fungi; Ascomycota; Sordariomycetes; Hypocreales; Bionectriaceae.
AUGCCUACUGAACUGGAAGAGUUGGUGGGGUUCAUCGCCAGUCCCAACAUCAACAUCCGCGCUCUCGCUGUUGAAAAUUUGGUGCCAUACUCGACAGCAGAGCCUUCCAUCUUUAAGGCAGACAAAUUACAGCCUGUAAAGCACUUGAAGUUCCUGAUCAAGGAUCAUCCUAAAAUCGCUGAAAAUGCAGCCACUAUACUGGUCAACCUCACAGGCGACCCUGAAGUUCUGGAGGCUGUAGCAACCGACGAGAAAUUCCUCGAGGUUGUCUUCUCGUAUAUAAUCAACCCCGAAGAACCCAAUGCAAACUUAUUAGCCAUGCUCCUGGCCAACCUCGCAAAGUGGGAUGGCCUCAAGAGCACACUGCAGAGGAAACAGACCGCCCCCGAGGCCCUGGGCUCCGACGACAACGCGCUGAACCAGCUAAUGGAUCUCUUCGUCAAGGGCCAGGACGGCGGCUACAACAAGAAGGCUGACUUUGACUACCUCGCCUAUGUCUUCGCCGACCUGUCCAAGCACGCCGAGAUCAGGCAGUAUUUCCUCGCGCCCCAAAAGUACGACGGCGUCGUGCCGCUGUCCAAGCUCAAGGUCUUCACCGAGCACAAGUCCGAUAUCCGCCGCAAGGGUGUCGCCAGCACGAUCAAGAACGUGGCGUUCGAGGUCUCGUCCCAUCCAGCCUUCUUCUCAGAGAGCGAGAUCAACAUCCUACCCUAUAUCCUCCUGCCCAUCAUGGGAAGUGAAGAGUACGACGAGGAUGAGAUGCUGGAUUUCCUGCCGGAUCUGCAGCUCCUGCCAGAAGAUAAGAAGCGGGAUAGCGACAACAGCAUUGUCCAGACUCACGUGGAGACGCUGAUGCUUUUCACAACUACGAGGGAGGGAAGAGAGCUGCUGCGACAGAUCAAGGUGUACCCUAUCGUUCGAGAAACGCAUUCACGGGUCGAGGACGCAGAUGUCAAGGAGGCGUGCGACCGGUUAGUGCAGGUGCUCAUGCGGGACGAGGAGGAGCCCGGAAAGGAGGGAGAGAUCGCUGCGGACGAGCGUGUCAAGGAAGUCACCGAGGAGGAGGAAGGAGAGGAUGAAUUAGUAGAAGUCUGA